GAACCGCUGCGCCUCGGAGUCGGAGCGCGGGUCGCGGAGCGCGGAGCCCGCAGGCGGCGGGAACAAAGCGGCGGCGGCGAGGGCGGCCCAGGCCCGGGACGCGCGGAGCGAGCGACCCGCCGGGCCUUUGUCUCGGGCGGGGCAGGAGCGGCGGCGGCGGCGGGGCGCCCCGAGCGCAGAAUGCGGCGCGCGGCGGGGCCGACUGCGGAGCGCUGCGGCGGCGGACGGCGUGGAGCCCGGCCCGGGGCCCGCGGGGACUCGUGUGUGUGAACGGGGGACCCGGCGCGCUGCCUGGAGCCCACCCCGCGGCCGCACGUGGGCGGGAGCCGCGGCCCGCGCGGAGCCCGAGGAGGAAGCGGAGGGAGCGCGGCGGGGACCGGGGUGCCCGCUCGAAGCCCCGCCCCGGCCGCCGAGCCCGGCGCGGCCGGGCGGGAUGCCCCGCGGCCGCCGCACUCGGGCCGGCGCGCGGCGCUGAGCGGGGCCAUGGAGCAGUGGCGGCAGUGCGGCCGCUGGCUCAUCGACUGCAAGGUCCUGCCGCCCAACCACCGCGUGGUGUGGCCCUCGGCCGUGGCCUUCGACCUGGCGCAGGCGCUGCGGGACGGGGUGCUGCUGUGCCAGCUGCUGCACAACCUGUCCCCCGGCUCCAUCGACCUCAAGGACAUCAACUUCCGACCGCAGAUGUCCCAGUUCCUGUGCCUGAAGAACAUCCGCACCUUCCUCAAGGUCUGCCACGACAAGUUUGGGCUGAGGAACAGCGAGCUGUUUGACCCCUUCGACCUCUUCGAUGUCCGAGACUUUGGGAAGGUCAUCUCCGCCGUGUCCAGGCUGUCCCUGCACAAUGUGGCCCAGAACAAAGGGAUCCGGCCCUUCCCCUCGGAGGAGACGGCGGAGAACGACGAUGACGUGUACCGCAGCCUGGAGGAGCUGGCCGACGAGCACGACGUGGGGGAGGACAUCUACGACUGCGUCCCGUGCGAGGAUGAGGGCGACGACAUCUACGAGGACAUCAUCAAGGUGGAGGUGCAGCAGCCCAUGAAAAUGGGCAUGACGGAGGACGACAAGAGGACGUGCUGCCUGCUGGAGAUCCAGGAGACCGAGGCCAAGUACUACCGCACGCUGGAGGACAUCGAGAAGAACUACAUGGGCCCCCUGAGGCUGGUGCUGAGCCCGGCGGACAUGGCGGCCGUCUUCAUCAACCUGGAGGACCUGAUCAGGGUGCACCACAGCUUCCUGAGGGCCAUCGACGUGGCCAUGAUGGCGGGCGGCGGCACGCUGGCCAAGGUCUUCCUGGAGUUCAAGGAGAGGCUCCUGAUCUACGGGGAGUACUGCAGCCACAUGGAGCACGCUCAGAACACGCUGAACCAGCUCCUCGCCAGCCGGGAGGACUUCAGGCUGAAAGUGGAGGAAUGCACGCAGAAGGUCCAGGACGGGAAGUUCAAGCUGCAGGACCUGCUGGUGGUGCCCAUGCAGCGGGUGCUCAAGUACCACCUCCUCCUGAAGGAACUUCUGAGCCAUUCCACCGACCGGCCCGAGAGGCAGCAGCUGAAAGAAGCACUGGAAGCCAUGCAGGACUUGGCCAUGUACAUAAAUGAAGUGAAACGGGACAAAGAGACCCUGAAGAAAAUCAGCGAGUUUCAGAGUUCCAUAGAGAACUUGCAAGUAAAGCUGGAGGAAUUUGGGCGGCCCAAGAUCGACGGGGAGCUGAAGGUGCGGUCCAUCGUCAACCACACCAAGCAGGACAGGUACCUGUUCCUGUUCGACAAGGUGGUCAUCGUCUGCAAGAGGCGGGGCUACAGCUACGAGCUGAAGGAGAUCAUCGAGCUGCUGUUCCACAAGAUGACCGACGACCCCAUGAACAACAAGGACGUCAAGAAGUGGUCCUAUGGCUUCUACCUGAUCCACCUGCAAGGCAAGCAGGGCUUCCAGUUCUUCUGCAAAACAGAGGACACGAAGCGGAAGUGGAUGGAGCAGUUUGAGAUGGCCAUGUCGAACAUCAAGCCCGACAAGGCCAACGCCAACCACCACAGCUUCCAGAUGUACACGUUCGACAAGACCACCAGCUGCAAGGCCUGCAGGAUGUUCCUCCGGGGCACCUUCUACCAGGGCUACCUGUGCACCAAGUGUGGGGUCGGGGCGCACAAGGAGUGUCUGGAGGUGACGCCGCCCUGCAAGAUCAGUUCGCCUGCUGACCUGGACGCCUCUGGAGCGGGACCAGGUCCCAAGAUGGUGGCUGUGCAGAAUUACCACGGCAACCCCGCUCCCCCCGGGAAGCCGGUGCUGACCUUCCAGACGGGCGACGUGAUUGAGCUGCUAAGAGGGGACCCCGAGUCUCCGUGGUGGGAGGGGCGGCUGGUGCAGACCAGGAAGUCCGGCUGCUUCCCCAGCGCGUCCGUGAAGCCCUGCCCCGUGGACGGACGGCCACCCAUCGGCCGGCUGCCGUCCCGGGAGAUCGACUACAGUGCUUACCCCUGGUUCGCAGGCAACAUGGAGCGGCAGCAGACGGACAACCUGCUCAAAUCCCACGCCAGCGGGACCUACCUGAUCCGGGAGCGGCCGGCCGAGGCCGAGCGCUUCGCCAUCAGCAUCAAGUUCAACGACGAGGUGAAGCACAUCAAGGUCGUGGAGAAGGACGGCUGGAUCCACAUCACGGAGGCCAAGAAGUUUGAAAGCCUCUUGGAGCUGGUGGAGUACUACCAGUGCCACUCUCUCAAGGAGAGCUUCAAGCAGCUGGACACCACGCUCAAGUACCCCUACAAGUCCCGCGAGCGCGCCGCCCGGACCUCCGGCCGCUCCCCAGCUCCCUGCGCCUCCUACAGCUUUUCUUUCCUCAGUCCUCAGGGCCUCAGCUUGGCUUGUCAGGGCCCCUCCGCUCCCUUCUGGUCAGUGUUCACGCCCCGCGUCAUCGGCACGGCCGUGGCCAGGUACAACUUUGCGGCCCGGGACAUGCGGGAGCUCUCGCUGCGGGAAGGCGACGUGGUGAAGAUCUACAGCCGCAUCGGCGGGGACCAGGGCUGGUGGCGGGGCGAGACCAACGGCCGGAUCGGCUGGUUUCCUUCAACCUACGUGGAAGAGGAGGGCAUCCAGUGACAGGCCGCAGGCGGGACUCAGGGACUGUCGUGGGCACCCGUGUCCGUUCCUGGACCCAGACGGGGAAGUGCCUGCCGACCUUCCAUCUCCCACGGCCGCGGGGACGGGGAGGGUGCUGAGUCCUGACCGCAACCCGUGCCCGUCAGCCUGCCCUCGGUGGCCUGUCCUGGGUUCGCCGCUUGUACAUAGAGGAAUCCGGGCGGCCUGCGUGGCUGCCCGCCGGAGCGCCGAGGAGGGAGGGCCCGCGCCGGCGGCAGCCCGGUCGGAGCUCGUCUGGCCCCGUCCUGCCGGGCCUGGGCGGGAGCGCGGAUGCCGUCCCAGGGCGGGAGGGCCCCCCCCACGUUGCUCAGCCCUGGACUCAGCCCUCCUGCUUCCUGCUGCUCCCGGGGUGACUCGCGUAGGGGAGGGCAUUGAAGGGGCCCGGCCGCCCCCUGACCUCCCCGUGCCCUCUGCCCCGGGCACCUCUCUCAGGAAGGUGCCCUGGGAGCGGGGGAGCUGCCCCCUCCCCCUGGUCGAUGGUACUGUCUUUGCCCGAACCCGAGGCUGUCUGUCCUGCCUGCUGCCGGGAGACUGGAAACCCCGAUGCGGCGGGGAGAACACGGGUCCCCUCGCUGUCCCUGCUGCUCACAUUCCUGUCCGGAAGGGGGCGCACGCUCCCAUGCGGGGUGCCCCUCUGGGUCUCCUGUGUCCUGCGAGGUGGUCCCUGAGGGGCCCCGGCCUUGGCACAGGACGUGGGCUCUCGCCCUGGGCGGGUCUUCCUUCCAGGAGCUCCCAUAGCUCGCGAACGGGCCCCGAAGUAAGUGCUCUGGGGGGCUCUGCCCUGGGGCGCCCCCUCCUGCCUCCCCUGGCCUUGGCCUCUGGCUGUUCGGCCGGACCCUCCUCUGCCUGGAUGUUGCAUGAGACCUAGUGACACUCCCUGCGAGCCCCUCCUCCGUGUGCAGCUGCACAGCCCUGUGCCCGGAGCAGGGCCAGGCGGGGCCUCGGAGGUCAGCCUGGCAGCCUGCAGGCUGGGCUCCCGCCGCCCCGGGCAUGGGGAGGAGGCGGGAGGGCCCCAGGUGGUGAGCAGCAGGGAGAAGAGAGAAGGCCGCCUGCAGGGGCUGGAGAAGUGGGGGGAGGUCGCGGCCGCGGGCGGUGAGCCGGGGGGAAUCCCGUCACGGGCGCACCAGCACUUUGCGCAGACCCUCGGCCGCGGCCCGAUGGAGGGGAGGGGCCAGCCCCUUUCUGUUUACUGCUGUCGGAGGUUUUGUGUUUGUUUUGUUUGGCUUGUUUGCUUUCUGAGGGAAAAAGAAGUUUGUAAUUAUUUCGUCCAAAGCUCCGUGUGUGUCUGUGAAUAUAAGGAAGAGAUUUUAUAAGAGCGGGAACGUGUGUCUCUCUGAGGCCAUCGCGACGCGGGCGUGCGACGCGGGGCCACUGGGAAGGCGCACGCGGGUCCGGUUCCCGCAGCCGUUCUGUCUUUUUUGUUCUGAAACCAGGACUCAAGUGGCUGGUUUUGCUCUGCUCGC
Molecule: messenger RNA, 4589 nt
Organism: Eptesicus fuscus (big brown bat)
Lineage: Eukaryota; Metazoa; Chordata; Mammalia; Chiroptera; Vespertilionidae
Gene: VAV2
Product: vav guanine nucleotide exchange factor 2
Exons: 28
Coding region: 484-3087 (867 amino acids)
Biological process (GO): regulation of GTPase activity; intracellular signal transduction; cell migration
Cellular component (GO): cytoplasm
Molecular function (GO): protein binding; guanyl-nucleotide exchange factor activity
Source: RefSeq, a predicted model, not a curated record